AUGGCCGAGCAAGUGGAGCUGCUCGUGGACCGAGCGACGGACGAGACGCUCGUAGAGCCCGAGUGGGCGCUCAAUAUGGCGCUCUGUGACUGUGUAAACGCGCAUACUGACGUGUGUGAAGACGUGGUGCAUUUCUUGCAGCGGCGGCUGCAGCUUCGGCAGUCAAAAGUGGCGCUUUUGGCUCUGAUCCUGACCGAGACGCUGGUAAAAAAUGGACCGCAAGUGCUGCACACGCAAGUGGGUACACCCUGGUUCCUCCAGGAGAUUGUGGCGCUUGCUGAUGGGAGACUGGGAGGGGACGUGCAGACUCGAGCGCUGCUGCUGAUCCGUCAAUGGGCCGAGGCUUUUCAAGGUCAGAGCGAGUUGACGGAGUUUCAAGACGUGUAUCAGCAGCUACAGAAGCAGGACGUUACGUUUCCAGAGGUGCGAAACGACGUCCCGAUCUUUACGCCGCCGUCGUCGACGACAUCGGCUUGUGCUGUGAGUGAAGGAGACGAGAGCGCUGCUGCUAAUGCGACGGUGGGGAGACGCACGAGAGCGCAGCAAUUGGAGAAGCUGCAAGCUGAUCUGGUCGUGGUGCAAGAGAAGAUGAAGCUAUUGGGGGACUUGCACGCCCGUGGACAGCAGGGAGAGGAGAUGGAAGACGUGCUGGAUUUUCUCCGCCAGUGUCAGCAGAGGAUGAACACGCUGAUUGAAGGUGGCGUCAUGGGCAAGAUCGAUGAGCGCACGCUGGAGCAGUGUCUGAAUGUGAAUGAUAGCUUGAUGAAGAUACUGAAAGAGUGCAGCAAGCCAGAGAUGAAGGAUAUGAUGACUUUUGACUCGCCCCCACGUGCAAGUCAAGCGUCGGAAUUGCUGGAAGGUGUGGAUCAGCUGAACUUGGAUGAAGAAAACAAGGCGACGGCUUCAGCAGCUGCAGCUUCACGGCCCGUCCCUGCUGUACCCUCGAUGCCCGCCACAUUCGAUGGUGAAGGUAUGCUGUCGACGACCGUGUGA
This is a messenger RNA of Peronospora matthiolae, 993 nucleotides long. The record is from the annotation of a GenBank genome assembly. Lineage: Eukaryota; Oomycota; Peronosporomycetes; Peronosporales; Peronosporaceae.